AUGGCAAGCAAUGGUGCCUCAAUAUCUGUUGCAGAUAAUAGAAAUAGUGUUGUGCACAAGGCCAUCAUAACGAAGGAUUAUACUACACUCAAGGAGAUACUUGCAGGUCUUCCAAAACUUAGUAAUCCGUAUGAGAUUCGGAGCGAGGAGGCUUCACGAAAAGAGGAAGAGAAGGCCGAUAUUAUUGCCGCGGUGGUGAAUGGGCGCAAUGUAGAGAACGGGGACACCCCUCUCCACGUUGCUGCAAAGCUCGGUGACUUGGUGGCCACAGAGAUGCUGAUGGCUGCCGGCGCCAACGUUUACUUGAAGAACAAGCAAGGGUGGAGUGCUCUUAGAGAAGCCAUAAUCAACAAAAGAGACAAGAUAGCAAUGUCUAUGAUAAAAAAUUCUUGGAAUGAUUUGGAUGAGAAAUGGCAUAGGAGGUUGCCUCGUUAUGCAGGGACUCUAAGAAGGAUGAGGGACUUCUAUAUGGAGAUUACGUUCCAUUUUGAGAGUUCUGUCAUACCUUUUAUCUCAAAGAUUGCGCCUUCGGAUACUUACAAGAUUUGGAAAAAGGGUGCUAAUAUGAGGGCAGAUAUGACAUUGGCCGGUUUCGACGGCUUGAAAAUCAAGCGGUCUGAUCAAAGCAUUCUUUUUCUUGGCGAUGGUUCAGAAGAUGGAAAGAGAGUCCCCGGAUCGCUGUGUGUUCUUUCCCACAAGAAGAAGGAAUUGAUUGUUACUUCUAAGCUCCCUGGGCCUUCGAAACCAAGUGAUAGAGAGAUUCGACAAGUUCUGGCUAGAAAGUACAGAGACAACAAAGUCGUGAGUGUUGCAAUAGAUGUGAGCCAGGCUGUUCUUGUUCCGCAGCUGACGUGGAGGCGAAAGGAGAGGAAGGAAUCGGUCGGGUCAUGGAAGGCGAAGGUCUAUGACAUGCAGAAUGUCAUUCUAAGUGUGAAAUCCAAAAGCAUUCCAGGAGCUCCACCCGACAUCGAGCUAGCUUCUAGACAAUGUAAUAAGGAACAGAGCAACAAGGAGCUGGAUGAGGUUUUGACACCUGAAGAGAGAAAGCAAUUGGAAGUUGCACUGAAUUCAACAGAAGAGAAUAACGGUCAUAAAGGUCAUGGAAAAAAAGAAAAGAAAGGGCGUAGUGGAGGGCAUAAAGAAAAGGGGAAUAAAACAAAUGCUAGUUCUGGUGGAAGUAGUGUUGGUAAUGGUAAUGGGAGUGAUGAAGUUUUUAAGAAAGGAAUGAACCCUUCUCUGUGGCUUUCACAAAAUUAUCCACUGAAAAUUGAAGAAUUGUUCCCGUUGCUUGACAUUUUGUCCGAAAAAGUUAAAGCAAUUCGUCGUGUGCGGGAAGUCCUCACAACAAAACUUCCUAAAGAUACUUUUCCGGUUAAGGUCUCCAUCCCUGUGAUUUCCACAGUUAGAGUACUGGUUACAUUUACAAAGUUUGAAGAAUUACAAAAUAAAGAUGAGUUUGAAUCAGCACCAUCAAGUCCUACUAGUGCCGAUGAAGAUAAUAACCCUUCAUUGACACAAUCCUCAUCAUCGUCGUGGUUUCAGUGGAUUAAAGCCCCCUCACGGUCAUCUUCUUUUGUUGAACCAAGUAGUAUGAUAGAUGAUAGCCAAGACCUAUUUGCAAUUCCUCCAGAUUACAAAUUGACUACUUUUGACGAAAAAAUGAACAAUAUAGAAAAGAAGAGGAUCGCAAGGGUACAAGAACAAAAGUCACAAGCAAAAUAG
Messenger RNA from Arachis stenosperma, 1722 nucleotides. RefSeq lists its product as uncharacterized. Gene Ontology annotation, molecular function: protein binding. The record is from RefSeq and is a predicted model, not a curated record. The transcript has 2 exons. Gene Ontology annotation, cellular component: cytoplasm. NCBI's taxonomy places the organism in Eukaryota, Viridiplantae, Streptophyta, Magnoliopsida, Fabales, Fabaceae. The coding region runs from base 1 to 1722 and encodes 573 amino acids.